Parus major (Great Tit) is the source of this 1278-nucleotide messenger RNA. Its product is annotated as nucleoplasmin-like. The coding region runs from base 250 to 696 and encodes 148 amino acids. Gene Ontology annotation, molecular function: chromatin binding; RNA binding; histone binding. NCBI's taxonomy places the organism in Eukaryota, Metazoa, Chordata, Aves, Passeriformes, Paridae. The record is from RefSeq and is a predicted model, not a curated record. Gene Ontology annotation, cellular component: cytoplasm; nucleoplasm; nucleolus. Gene Ontology annotation, biological process: chromatin remodeling. The transcript has 5 exons.
UCCCAGAGAACAGGGGUCUCGCUGGUGGCCUCAUCUCUAAUCAAGCUGAAGUGUGCUCCGGUGGGCUGUGGGUGCUGCUGGGGGAUGUGAGGAGGUGGUGGGUGCUUUGAUGCCGAUCCCCGCACCUGCUCUGUAUUCCCCACCUGCACCUCCUGGGAUCUCCCUUUCCUUUAUUAGCAGCCGCUGUGAGGGCGGGGGCUCGUUGCCCUGCGGCUGCUGCGGUCUCGGCUGUUGUAUUUACCUCGGAGGAUGAACAGCUCGUUUUACUUCUCGCGGUCGCUGUCAGAGGAUCGGCCCGUGGCUGCGCUCUGGGGCUGCCGGCUGGCCACGGGCGCCCGGAGCUGCGUGGUGAAGGAGGACGAUGACUUUUUGGAGCACCUGGUGCUGCUGAGAACGAUCUGCCUGGGGGCUGAGGCCAGGGACGAGCUGCACGUGGUGGCUGUGGAUUCCAAAAACGCCUCCGGGGAGCACAGGCCGGUGCCCAUCGCGGCUCUGAGGAGCUCCCUGCUCCCCAUGAUCAACCUCAAAGGUCUGGAGCUCGUCCCUCCCGUCACCUUCGUGCUCCAGUGCGGAGCUGGGCCGGUCUAUCUCAGCGGGCAGCGCGUCACCCUGGAAGAUGGUGCCGUGUCUGAAACCCACGAGGAAGAGCUCUCGGAGGAAGAUGGGGGUGAUGAGGACGAUGAUGGAGCUUCAUAGAACAUUGGAGAAGACUUUGGCUCUGGAGCUGAGCUGGUGAGGUGGAGGAGGGGGCAUCCUGUGCUGGGAGCUGCCAGUGCCCGUGCCAAGGGCGACGCAUCCUCGCAGAGGGACACAAACUGUGCCGUGCCUUGUCCCCUCUCUGCUUGAGAGCUCCCCUGGCACAGCUCAGCCUCUCCUGCCUUUUUGUGUAGGCAAAUUCCAAUUAAUAAAUGCAGGAAUGCCCUUUUGUGCAUAAGUGACCGAUUAUUUGAUGCAUGAGCACCCCAUCAGCUCAGCCACGAGCACCCAAUUCAUCACGGGAGGGUUAAACAGCGUAGACCCGAGCACCCCAGUAAGGUCUUUGGGUGUCCAGCUGAGCUCCCGUUAUUUUAGGAACAAAGAGGGCAUGAGGAAGCAUUUCCCCCAAAUACAUUUUAAUUAUUUACAUUUCCUGCUGUCUCAACGCCUAUACCACGAUAAAUAGCACAGUUACUGUGUUAACUGCAAUGGCUCAAAAUAAGUCAAACUUCCCCCAGCUGAGGUGGGCUCUGAGGAUUUAUCUUGGGAGGAGGUUGUGGCAAAUGGGGGUUUAUUUCUGGU